AGAUUGAUUUUGAGGAGCACUAAGCCCGCCCACCUUUUACCCUCAUACUUGGGUGGAUAUAUAGAAUUCCUCUAUUUACUAAUUACCCCUUAACUACACAGAACACAGAAAACCCUAGCCGCUCGACUUCAAGAGAUGGCGAAGUCAAAGAAUCACACAGCUCACAACCAAUCUUACAAGGCUCACAAGAACGGCAUCAAAAAGCCAAAGAGGCACCGUCACACUUCCACCAAAGGGAUGGAUCCUAAGUUUCUCAGGAACCAGAGGUAUGCAAGGAAGCACAACAACAAAAAUGGGGAAAUCGCCACCGAAGAAGAGUAAACUGGCUUUAUUUUUAAUGCAGUGAAAAUCCAGUACUCUAACAGCGUUUUUGCUGGUUUUUGUUGAACACUAUUGAAUUUUUAUCAUAUGAAUAUUUAGUUGAUUGUGUUUUCACUAAGUGCUACUGUAAUGUUCAAUGCGUGCUUAAAUUUUAUUUUAGGUGUCCAUUGACAGUUGUUGCUUUAUUCUUAUAAUUGUGAUCUACAAUGAUAGUAGUCAUGUCCCUAUUAUGAUUUA
Messenger RNA from Cicer arietinum (chickpea), 558 nucleotides. RefSeq names its product large ribosomal subunit protein eL29z-like. Gene Ontology annotation, molecular function: structural constituent of ribosome. Gene Ontology annotation, cellular component: cytosolic large ribosomal subunit; ribosome. NCBI's taxonomy places the organism in Eukaryota, Viridiplantae, Streptophyta, Magnoliopsida, Fabales, Fabaceae. Gene Ontology annotation, biological process: cytoplasmic translation. The record is from RefSeq and is a predicted model, not a curated record.